Pseudomassariella vexata is the source of this 684-nucleotide messenger RNA. Its product is annotated as peptidase G1. Gene Ontology annotation, molecular function: glutamic-type endopeptidase activity. NCBI's taxonomy places the organism in Eukaryota, Fungi, Ascomycota, Sordariomycetes, Amphisphaeriales, Pseudomassariaceae. The coding region runs from base 1 to 684 and encodes 227 amino acids. Gene Ontology annotation, biological process: proteolysis. The transcript has a single exon. The record is from RefSeq and is a predicted model, not a curated record.
AUGAGGCUGCAGCAUGCCCUCCUUCUGGCAGCAAGCCACCUCUUCCUCCUCAACUGCCCAGUCCUCGCAGCUUUCGACCAAAACCGCGCUGGCGCCGUUCUUGAAGCCCCCGCCGGUGACUCGUUCACUUCGGUCACAGGGACUUUCACAGUCCCCUCCCUGACCGGCACCAGCAAACUCUCCAUCUGGGUCGCCAUAGGCGACACAACGCAGCAGGACAUCGUGCUGAAAGGCGGCAUCACUUACGCCAACGGGCUGACUUCCUUCGCAGCCUGGUACCCAGCCGCCAACAUCGAUACUACUAGCGCCGUACCCGUCCGCAAUGGCGACUCUAUCCGCAUCACCACAUCAUUCGCCAACGCCACCAGCACAGGAACCGUCCUCGUCGAGAAUGUCACCCAGAAUAAGCAGUCUACACAGACCAUCGCGUCGCCUGUGGAAGAUCCUGCGAGGUUAACAGCGUUGACUGCUGAUUGGUUCGUACAGGCGUAUCAGGAUGCCGGAGAACUGGUGCAGGUCCCUAGGUUUGGUACUUUAGCUUUCACGGCUUGCAGUGCGACGUUGGCGAGUGGGAGCUCCGUUGGGCCUACAGGGGCGGGGACUUUUGAGAUUCAGGGGACGAGUGGGCAGAUUUACUCUGCGACGACUGUCUCGGCUUCGGGGGUGUCGAUCAGGCAGCAAUAG